This is a messenger RNA of Pleurotus ostreatus (oyster mushroom), 2748 nucleotides long. RefSeq lists its product as uncharacterized. Lineage: Eukaryota; Fungi; Basidiomycota; Agaricomycetes; Agaricales; Pleurotaceae. Gene Ontology annotation, biological process: positive regulation of G2/M transition of mitotic cell cycle; establishment of cell polarity. Gene Ontology annotation, cellular component: cell septum; cytoplasm. Bases 1 to 2748 code for a protein of 915 amino acids. The record is from RefSeq and is a predicted model, not a curated record. The transcript has 2 exons.
AUGCAGCCCUCGUCCUACGACAUUCAACGCGAGGUGGAGGCCCUGCGCGACAUCAAACGCCGCUCCACGACGCCAGGCGCAUUGACCAUAGACCCAGACCUACCCAAUCAAUCGCCGCCGGCUUCCCCCACAAACACUUACUGGUCGGGCACCGCGACGCCAGGCAGCAGCCCGUCACUCAUUCACGAUGACUCCUCAAGCUCCUCGCACAGCUCGAGUUCGGAGACCACAGGAUCUGCGGGGGAUGCUCCUGCAAAUCACUCCCAUCUCACGGACGACCCAUUCCAUCUCUUUUGGGUGCCUGCGAGCCUUCAUCCUGAAAUUGCACCUGCAGAGUUUCGAGCUUUCUUGAAGGAGCAUGCGAGGACGGCAGAUGGGUCAGAGGGCACGUUGGAGAGAUCUGCGUCGACAUCGAGCACACUAUCGGGGUUGUCGCGCAAGAAAUCUAUGCUCAGCCGGCAGUAUACGCCUGCAGAGCACGACGACGCCGAAGAAGAGGACAAGAUUCUUCCAUUAAAACGGAAUCGUUCAACCGCUAUGGGUAAUCGUGGUCCACAGCUUACCAUCAAAGACUUGCAGAAAUUGGAGGAGCUGGCUGAAGAGGCUUCGUCGAGUGAUGACCCAUCGAAACUUAGGAAUAUGCUUAGGCGGAGUCUUAGUCUGAACAUCUCACCGACAGCUAUGGACCAAAUGGAUAACAUGCCGGAUAUGCCAGACGAAGCCGAUGCCCCAAUCAUCGUCCCCCCGCCUGGCCAGAUCCUUCGACGAGCCGCACGGACGAAAAUACGCAAACCUGGACUACCAGGUGAUGGCGGAGGUCACCGAUUCGGUUCAUCUCGAAGGGGGGUACCGCAUCGAUCACAAAGCGCUUCUGUCGUACUCCCGAAAGAGUCUCGGACCUCUGACGAGGUGUCGAGUAGUGAUCAUGACCAUAACGAACCUUCACCAGAUAUUCCUACUCAUACUCCUUCACGGUCGAGGAGUUACUCUAAUGAAACAACCUCUAGCAUACGCAGUAGCACGAGACCAGACUCGUUCAGUGAAGAGGCCAUGAUAUACGAAGCUUAUGCCCGUGACGAAGACGAGCCUCAGCCCCCGCAGCCCCAGGCCAGUAGCAGCAUUCUACCCACCGUCAUCACUUCUCCACCCACACCCACGACUCUGGAUUUGCCAGAAUUCGAGGCACUAUCAUCGUCGGUAGAGGAACUUGCACCGACACUUUAUCACCCUCAACCACAGCGCCUGAGUCCCCAAACAUCACCUGAAUCCUCUUACCACGAACCUUCACGCACCCCAUCCCCUCCAUCGCCCUCUCCCCCUGCUUCAACAGAAUCACUGCCUGCUCACACCUCAGUAUCCAGCCCCCCUACAGCUUCCUCGAUCUCCUUAUCUCCUAGUCCACAGCGGAAAGAGAAGGACAAGAAGGGGCAGAAGGGACUCUUCAAAUGGGGCAGCGACAAGAGUGGGAAGAAAAAGGAGAAGGAGAAGGAAAGGGAACGAGAGAAAGCAGAGAAGGAGAAGGAGAAAGACAGCAGCUUCUUCGGUAGUCUUUUUGGAUCGAAAAAAAAGCAAGACGAUGGGAGCUCGCCUGCCUCGAAUGCCUCUGGCCGUGAAACAGCGGAACGGUUACUGGGCCAGUCCAAGAGGGCACCGACGUCGCCAUCCCCGAUUCUUGCAACGACCUUGCCUGGUGGUAACAACUAUGCCCGGUAUCCUAUACACGUCGAACGCGCGAUAUACAGGCUAAGCCAUAUCAAACUAGCUAACCCUCGCCGUCCUCUCUAUGAACAGGUUCUAAUAAGCAAUCUAAUGUUCUGGUACCUCGGUGUAAUUAACAAGGCUCAGACGACGCCGGCGGGUCCUCCGGUACCCAAUGGACCGGCGGCUAAUGGCAAUGGUCACGCUGAUGUUGAUCCUUCGGAGAAGGAGAGGAUGGAGGCUGAGCAGCGGGAGAGGGAGAGUGCGGAAAUGGAGAGGGCUGAGAAGGAAAGGGAGCAGAGGGAAAGAGAAGAACGGGAGAUGGAGAUGAAAAGGAAGGAGGGGACGAGAAGGGGUUCUUUAACCAAGACGCCAGCAGCGACCAACGGUGGGCGUCGAGCGGCAGAGAUGCCAGUCAGAGGACCGCAAUACGAAAUGCAGCACAGGGUGAUGGAGCAAGAGUAUGGUAACUACAACGGCGACCGAGGGGGGAUGGUCAAAGGCCGUCCACCGCAAAAUACCUCUCAUCGGCAACCUCACCAAGCUCCUCCAAAACUGGUUCAGCCACAACCCCAGCAGUCGCAAGAUUCCUACUACAACAUGGAAGAAUCUAGGCAGCAGCAACAACGGCUGCCAGCUGGCGCUAUGCCACCUGUGAUGAACCAAAACCCCUCGUCUGGUCCUCCUCGAAAGCACUCAUCAUCCUCGCCGCCUCCACCAUCGGGAGGUGUCUCGCCCCAACGACGUUCUCGCUCCCCGCCCCAUUCGAAUCAUUCGAAUACUCGCGGCCAGACUUCUUUGGGAUCAGCGAUGCAGUCGGAUGGUGAUGCGCACGGUUUGGCUGGUUCCAAACUGACCGGGCGCUCCCUCUCAGCGACUGCCGUCCCAUCGUCUUCGCCGCAAAUGGUAAACACUAAGCCGGUGCGAAAGGGACAUAGCGCGCAUGCUGUCGCCCCUCCCGCUGGUGCGCGAAGGCAGAGACUCAGCGACGACGGCGCGGGCGAAGAAGAGGACGUGCCACUAGCCAUGUGGCAGCAACGCCGGAAAUGA